AUGGGCGCCAAGACAUCCGAAGACGAUUACAAUGGAGGCAAUGGCCAAGGACCCCUCUCAUCCAAGCCAUCCUCCGCAGGUGGAGAACCACGCGGUGCUCAUUUUGCCCGUGACGGAGACGGUAGUCUCGGCGGCGAAGGGGGCGACGACGACGACGAUGAUGAUAUCAAUGCUACCACCGGAUCGAUAAACGCGGAUGGAGCUGCUAAGAAAAAGAAGAAGAGAAAGCCAAAGAAGAAGAAGAAGACUACUUCGCAGCAAUCUUCACCUCCCAGGGUUCCCCUGAGCGAGCUCUUUGCAAACAAGGACUACCCCGUUGGUGAGAUUCAGAGCUACUCUGAUGACUUUAACACGGCUCGCACUACAGCUGAGGAAGUUCGCUACAAGGGUCGAAAACAGCUUGAGGACCCUGCGUUUCUGAACGACUAUCGCAAAGCGGCAGAAGUACAUCGUCAGGUCCGACAGUGGACUCAAGAGAAUGUCAAGCCCGGCCACACCCUCAAUGAGAUUGCCAAUGGCAUUGAGGACGGUGUCCGUGCGCUUCUGGGAAACCAGGGAAUUGAACCCGGCGACAACAUCAAGUCCGGAAUGGGCUUUCCGACGGGUCUUUGUCUGAAUCACGAGACUGCGCACUACACGCCUAACCCAGGCCAAAAGGACGUUAUUCUCAAGUAUGAGGAUGUCAUGAAGGUUGAUUUCGGCGUGCAGAUCAACGGAUGGAUUGUAGACAGUGCGUUUACAAUGUCUUUUGAUCCGACGUAUGAUAAUCUCCUGGCUGCCGUCAAAGACGCUACCAACAGCGGUAUCAAGGCUUCUGGAAUCGAUGUUCGUAUUUGCGACGUCAGUGCUGCAAUCCAAGAAGCGAUGGAAAGCUACGAAGUCGAAAUCAACGGAAAGACAUACCCCGUCAAACCAGUCCGCAACAUCUCGGCGCAUAACAUCAAACAUUACCAAAUCCACGGUGGAAAGUCGAUCCCGUUUAUCAAGAACAAGGAUCAGACUAAGAUGGAGGAGGGAGAGGUGUUUGCCAUUGAGACAUUUGGAACGACUGGUACUGGAAAGUUGUACGACGAUGUUGGCAUUUAUGGCUAUGGUCUGCAGCAUGAUGCGCCCAAGAAUGUCCAUUUGCCUUUUGCGACUGCGACUAAGCUGCACAAGGUUAUCAGAGAACAAUUCGGGACUAUUGUCUUUUGUCGUCGAUACCUUGACCGUCUUGGUUUAGAUCGAUACCUGGCUGGUUUAAACUCGUUGGUAUCGCACGGUAUUCUCGAAGCGUAUGAACCAUUGGCGGAUGUCAAGGGUUCUUACUCCGCGCAGUUUGAGCACACAAUUCUGCUUCGAGAGUCGAACAAGGAGGUUAUCAGUCGUGGAAGUGACUACUAA
Messenger RNA from Fusarium pseudograminearum CS3096, 1383 nucleotides. RefSeq lists its product as uncharacterized. Gene Ontology annotation, molecular function: metalloaminopeptidase activity. Gene Ontology annotation, biological process: proteolysis. The record is from RefSeq and is a predicted model, not a curated record. The coding region runs from base 1 to 1383 and encodes 460 amino acids. Lineage: Eukaryota; Fungi; Ascomycota; Sordariomycetes; Hypocreales; Nectriaceae. The transcript has 6 exons.